Molecule: messenger RNA, 560 nt
Organism: Boeremia exigua
Lineage: Eukaryota; Fungi; Ascomycota; Dothideomycetes; Pleosporales; Didymellaceae
Exons: 5
Coding region: 111-560 (149 amino acids)
Source: RefSeq, a predicted model, not a curated record
CAUCAGAAUGCCUAGUAGAGAGAGACACCAGCACGCACUUCUUCGUCCCCAUACUUCACUACAUUCUCCCGAGAACUCAACAUCUCUUCUUACCAGCCAAUCUUUCAAACAUGGCUCCCAUCUUCAAGUCUAUGGCCAUCGUGGCUCUCAGCAUCUUCUCCGUUCUGAGCUCUCCGAUCGAGCAGGCCGAAAGUGUUGCAGAGUUCGCUCCGACCCUGGAGACGCGUCCUGACUUCACGCCUCUGGAGAAGCGUGCUGACUUCCAGUGGAGGUUCUACAGCAAUGGCGGGUGUGACCACAACAGCAAUCCGUCUAACACGUUCCCGUCCAACGGCUCUCCUCCUGGCCAGGGCACUGUCGGAAACUGCUACUCUGCCCCAACUGGAGUCAAUUGGAACAGGGUCGAGAUUGACAUUUUCUUCGGCAACGGAGGCGGUAGGGGCCUCCAGACCUUCUGCAACGUCAACUGCGCAGGCGGCGCGUCCGUCAAACAGCAAGGUACCAACUGUUACUUGCCCAUCUCGGGAUGCGCCAUCGGAAGCUUCCGCGUCAUCAACUAG